Messenger RNA from Solea solea (common sole), 2212 nucleotides. RefSeq names its product arylalkylamine N-acetyltransferase 1 (gene aanat1). Gene Ontology annotation, biological process: response to light stimulus; circadian rhythm. Lineage: Eukaryota; Metazoa; Chordata; Actinopteri; Pleuronectiformes; Soleidae. Bases 227 to 832 code for a protein of 201 amino acids. Gene Ontology annotation, cellular component: cytoplasm. The record is from RefSeq and is a predicted model, not a curated record. Gene Ontology annotation, molecular function: aralkylamine N-acetyltransferase activity. The transcript has 3 exons.
AGUGGUGGCGUUGGUCAUCCAGCUCAUUUCAGGAUUAGAAACAAGCAGCCUAACGUACCGAGGGUAUAAAUACUCGUGCGUCCUCCAGUCUCCGCUCAGUCCUUACGCACCGACUUUUACGCACGGGUCAGAAGAAGACGGCCACCGAGUUAGAGAGUCAAAUAUCACCACAGCGACUUCUACUUCACAGCAGAGAGUUUGGGAAGAGAAAGAAAAUUAAAAGAGUAUGUCGGUGGUGAGCGCAGCUCCGUUCAAGCCGCUCUACAUGCGCUCUCCGGUGCCGCGAGGCCGCCGCCACACGCUGCCGGCCAGCGAGUUCCGCUCCCUCAGCCCGGAGGACGCAGUCAGCGUGUUUGAGAUUGAGAGAGAAGCCUUCAUCUCCGUGUCUGGCGAGUGUCCCCUGCACCUGGAUGAGGUGCGUCACUUCCUCACGUUGUGUCCUGAGUUGUCUCUUGGCUGGUUCGAGGAGGGACGUCUGGUGGCGUUUAUCAUUGGCUCUCUGUGGGACCAGGAGAGGCUCACCAUGGACGCUCUGACUCUCCACAAGCCUCAUGGGACCACUGUCCACAUCCAUGUCCUCGCAGUCCACCGGACUUUCCGCCAGCAGGGCAAAGGCUCCAUCCUGAUGUGGCGGUACUUGCAAUACCUCAGGUGCCUGCCCUACGUCCGGCGUGCAGUGCUCAUGUGUGAGGACUUCCUGGUUCCCUUCUAUCAGAAGUCAGGUUUCAAGGCACAGGGCCGCAGUGAGAUCACAGUGGGGCCACUCGCCUUCAUCGAGAUGCUCUACCCAGUGAGGGGCCACGCCUUCAUGCGCCGCAACAGUGGUUGUUGAGGACAGGGAGGCGGGGUUGUGUGUGUUCUCUCGGUUUGUCCCCCCUGGGGAUGUGAGCAGCUGUGUGAGCAGCUGUGAGAGCAGCUGCUGUGUUCAUGAGCGACCAGCACAGUCAUGGUGUUUGUGAUCGUCGCAGCGAGAGAGAGAAUUGCUCAGCAGGCGAUGGUGACCUGUGAGUCGGCAGAGAACUGAAAUCGAAUCGAAAAGCUACCACCAACAGCUGUCUGGAGAAAUCUUUACUUGCAGUCAAGACAUAAAACUAAAUCAUUAGUGCAGACUCUGGAAAGAAUACAAAUCCUUAUUUCAAAUUUCAGUUUGUUUUAAUAUGUAAUUAUUUUCUUUAUGACGAUAAAUGCUGGACAUUUAUCAUUAUAUUUAACAGAAGACCUUUGUUUUUUAUGUAUUUAACCAGUCUAAAAUGGCACAUAUACUGUGUAAAGCCAAUAGGGUAAUGUCUCAUCAAUAAAACAAGUACAUAUCCAUUAUUUAUAUAUCCAUUAAAGUUUUGUAUGGAGAGUAUGCCUCUUUCAGGUCCUUCAGAACGUGACUGUUGAUCUGAUUUGUGCACAGUAACAUGCCAAAGUGACACAAUGACCUCCAACAAGCACACAAUCAAACAGUUUGAAUGUACUGACUUGAACAGUGUUAGACUUGAAGUCACUCUGUCCAUCUCUAAAUGCCUGUCAAGCACUUUGUGUACAGUAUGUGAUUUAUGUUAAAGCCAUGGUUCUCAAACUGUUGCAUGUGUACCACCAGUGGUACAUGAGCUUCCUCUGGUGGUACUUGGAGGAGAAUCAGAAAUACUGUUCUACUGUGUAUGUGUUCAGUGUGGAGCUGAGGGAUUUUGACCGGAGUGCGUAGAAAAUGAAACAAAAUAACAAUAAAUAAAUAAAUGAAAUACUAAAAAUUAGAGCCACUUCUCUCUCACUUAAUCUAAUGUCACUAUAACAGUGUGUGAAGUAUAUGUGAGGAAGAGGAGAAUGAUGAGAGAGCAAAUUAUCUUAUUGGGAAUAAAUCUGCCUCCUGUGAAAAGUCUUUAGCCGACUUUGCUCCACUGUACUUUUUAUUUUGGCGAUUAUGGGGUUACUUUGAGAGCUCAAUAUUUUCUCAGGUGGUACGAUGCUCAAUAAGGUGGUACUUAUUGAGCAUAGUCCGGCCAUCCCUCAUGUAGACCCUCACCACCUCUGCCUCCCAGUCUUGAAUCAAGACCAUUUUUUGAAUGUUUUGUUCUGAAAAUAAAAAAUAUUUUAUUUUCUAUCCAUCACGUCUGCUCUUCUGUCUUCUCAUUUGCAAUCUAUGUAUUACAGUAAUUAUUGAGAAACCACACCUCAUCACAAAAUUCAUUUCAUUUCACACACCACCCAUGAAAUUAAACGUCAC